Drosophila pseudoobscura is the source of this 4042-nucleotide messenger RNA. RefSeq names its product serine proteinase stubble. Bases 1019 to 3619 code for a protein of 866 amino acids. The transcript has 9 exons. The record is from RefSeq and is a predicted model, not a curated record. Lineage: Eukaryota; Metazoa; Arthropoda; Insecta; Diptera; Drosophilidae. Gene Ontology annotation, molecular function: serine-type endopeptidase activity. Gene Ontology annotation, biological process: proteolysis.
ACUGGCGCUCGGCGCCUGCGCUUCAGUUCAGACUUCUUUGAGACUCCGCUCAAGAAGGUCGUGUUCAGCUCUAGCUCAGGUUGGGCUCGCGUACGUAAUUACCGCUACUCACGGGCCUCGAUCGUUGGCUUCGUUCCACUGUGGCCAAAACCAAAUCCCCACAAAAUACCAUUAAAAAAUCAUCUUCAAAUUGGAUUAAUAAUCUGCAGAUCAAUCUAUCUAUACCCUUGCUUAAAGGCAAUUAAGGAAGUAAUUUUGUUACCGAAGCUCUUCGUGGAUGUCUAUGUGGAUGUCGCCAGCCAAAUAGCGCGAUGCGAUGCAUGCAACCACACGAAACCGCUUGAAAAGUCGCUGUUAAAGCGUCAACAGCAAUUGCCAUAAUUGCCAUUGGAGCAGCACACACACACGGACACACGGACACACUCCCAGAUACAGAGGAGUCCAAUAACCGCUGGACAAACAUCCAACAACCAGCAAUCCAACACCCAACCCGUGCCCGUCCCCGUGCCCGUACCUAUGCCCGCACCCGGACCAAUUCAGCCAUCAAAACGAAACUUGCCACACGAGCUAUCCGAGGCAGGCACAUAGAAACACACACGCACACACACACACACACACACAAAUCCGCAAGUCCCACUGAAUUGUAACAUAGACGGGGAGUCGAGCUUGAAAAUCCCCAAAGCCAAAACAAAGUCCAAGACCGAGAGCAAGAGCAAGACCAAAAAACCAGUGGGGAGAUCAAUGAACGCGGCACGCAGCUGACAGCAGCAGCACCACCAACACCACCAGCAGCAGCUCAGUGAAGCAUAGGAAAGGCGCCACGGACGGACACCAGGCAGGGGCGGCGUUCAAGUUCAAGCAUCAACUAUUCCGACGACGACGGCAAGCAGGAAGUGCCGCGGCUGCACCUUAAUUGGAGGCAGUGUCAUUAGCACCAAAAACAACAGCAACAACAGCAACAGAAACUGCCUCAACUGAACAACAACAACCAACCAACGCUCAUCCUGCUCGAUGUAAGAUGUUACUGACCGACAACAGCAACGAGCUCCACACAAGAAGCAACAGCCGCAGUCGCAGCCGUAGCCGCAUCUCCACCUGGAGAUGGAGCCUGAUCCAACUGUUUGCCCUUUGCUGGUGCUGCCUCUGCUCAGUGCUCAGUGUUGAGGCGGCCACACCCACCACAUUGUCCACGGGGCAACUGCUGACGGGACAGCAGCUGCUGCCCUGGCAAUCACCGGCGGCGGCGGCGGCGGCCACAUCCUCCUCGCCCUAUGCCACCGCCACGUUGGCGCCCACGGCUCGCAAUCUGUACGCGCCCUUCCAGCGCUUCAGUCAGCAGGACGACAUCAGCUUCAAGGAUGUGCGCCAGCGCAGCGACGGCACCAUUGUGCAGUCCUUUGGUUCCUAUCGCACCGCCCGCCAAUUGGGCGUGCCUGCGGCCGCCGCAGCCCAGCGCCGUUCCGAUGCCGCCGUCGAGAUCAUACCGGCGCCCUCGGUGGAGCUGCCUCAAGGCGACCUGAUCACGAUACCAAAGCAACUGGUGCCCACGAUGCCGGAGAACGUGACGCGGCAGGGCAGGCAACGCAACUACAUGUACAUCCCCCUCCAGACGGAGGCAGAUCCCGAUUCUGCCGGAGCCCUCCUUCAACUGCGUCCGAGCCGAAAUGCCACGCUCUCCUCGCUGGGACCGCCUGCCGAUGGAGUAGCCGCUGUGGCCCAUCAGUUUGCAGCGGAAUUGGCCACUCAGGGCAGUCCUGAGCAGAAGCCGCUGGAACUAGAGCCAGAACGAACGGAACGCAGCGAUCUGGUGGCCUCUGCCAGCUCCACGGACAAGCUGGAGUACGCGGAGCCGGAGAAUACCAGUCGCCGCGUGGGCUUCCAGUUUCCCAGCUACAGCCUGAAGCCCGCGAGUCCCUUCCAUCCGCAGUCCUAUCGCGAGGACAACCCCAUCUUCGGGGAGACCAGUGGAGCGGGGUUCGAGCCGCAGCCAUACAGCGAGGAUGCCUCGCCCACGCCCUCCCAGUACGAGGGGCACGAGACGCGCCACACGCGCCAGCUGUACUUCGACUCGGACGUAUCGCCCUCAAGCUUCGAGUUCCCGGGUCUGUCGAGCAAUUCCAAGCCCCACGGCCUCAAGCUCUAUCGGGAUGAUGUGACCAAGUUUGGGGACAUCAACGGACCCAUCACGGCCCUCCCACAGCGUCCCCAGCGUGGCUUCUACUUUGGAGAUACGGAAUUCCGGACGGGACCUCCCGCACCCAUCCGCCAGUUUGGACCACAGAAGAACUUCCAGGAGUACGUGGGUCCCAGCGACUAUCAGGGCUCCCGCAAGAGUCGCUACUAUCCGUACAAGUCGUCCCGCAGUCCCCGUGUGGUGUUCCCCUCCAACGACAAUGUGGGAACCACUGGAGUCAGUGGUCCGGCGGGCAGCAGCGGACCCUCCGGCACAGGAGUGUACUUCAGCGACAACCUCGCCUUCAGGGAUCAGAACUUUGGAAUCAACGAGCUGGCCGCCGUGCAGGAUGUGCGCAACGAUUACAGUCUGCAGGAGCUGGAUAACGCCUCGGAAGCCACCAGCAGUCCGCAGUCGGCGAGCACGUUCAAGGAGAAAGUCGACAUCACAACGGACAUGGAGUGCCAGAACCGCGGCGGCACAUGUGAGUUCUUUUUGGGCUGCUGGCUGUCCGGUGGCCUCAUUCAGGGCACCUGCAACGGAGUGCUGCGAGGCUGUUGCCACCGCACGGCCAAGUCGGCCAAUCUGCGCAGCUCGGACUAUGUGGGCAACACCGUAGAUCUCACAGAUCUGCCGCAAAAGAACUACGGACCGGUCAACAACGAACCCAGUUGCGGCAUCUCGCUGGCCAAGCAGACCGCCCAGCGCCGCAUCGUGGGUGGAGAUGAUGCCGGCUUCGGCUCCUUCCCCUGGCAGGCCUACAUACGCAUUGGAUCAUCCAGAUGCGGAGGAUCGCUGGUAUCGCGCCGUCAUGUGGUCACCGCCGGGCAUUGUGUGGCUCGGGCCACUCCUCGUCAGGUGCACGUCACACUGGGCGACUACGUGAUAAACUCGGCCGUGGAACCACUGCCGGCUUAUACUUUCGGUGUUCGUCGGAUCGAUGUGCAUCCGUACUUCAAGUUCACCCCGCAGGCGGAUCGCUUUGACAUCUCAGUGCUGACGCUGGAACGGACCGUGCACUUCAUGCCACACAUAGCCCCCAUCUGCCUGCCCGAGAAGAACGAGGACUUUCUGGGUAAAUUCGGAUGGGCUGCCGGCUGGGGUGCUCUGAAUCCGGGCUCUCGGCUGCGUCCCAAGACGCUGCAAGCCGUCGAUGUUCCGGUGAUCGAGAACCGGAUCUGCGAGCGCUGGCACCGGCAGAACGGCAUCAAUGUGGUCAUCUAUCAGGAGAUGCUCUGCGCGGGCUACCGCAAUGGGGGCAAGGACUCGUGCCAGGGCGACUCGGGUGGACCGCUGAUGCACGACAAGAACGGGCGUUGGUACUUGAUCGGUGUCGUCUCGGCCGGGUACUCGUGUGCGUCCCGUGGCCAGCCAGGGAUCUACCACAGCGUGAGCAAGACCGUCGACUGGGUAUCCUAUGUCGUUGGCCUCACGAUGAACAUCUGAUGGAUUUACUACUAAUUUAUUCUCAUCGCUUCACAUUCGCAAUCGCAAUCGCACCUGCCUGGUGCAUGAUUUUGUACAUAAUUCACUUCAUUCUGCUCACUGAAUACUGAAUUCUGAUCAAUGCUAACUCUAUUUAUGAAUACAAACGAAUUAUAACAUUUAAUGUAAUUGAACAAAUUAGCGCAGUACAAUUUAGCGGAUAGAAAUGGACGGUAUGUACUGCAUAUGUGCAUGUGUGAAUCUGUAUCUAAAAGAUGCUCAUCCGUGCGACACUAGUGCAGAGCCAGCCCUAAACUAAUUAUAAUUAAUGAUUAAUAAUUAUGGAUUAAUUUACGUAGUCAUAUGCGCUGUUAUGUAAUUUUAAUACUAUUUAUGAACUACUACAUUUCGUGUGUAAAUAAAUUAUACAAAUGUUGAAAUGAA